This is a messenger RNA of Raphanus sativus (radish), 2875 nucleotides long. Its product is annotated as putative G-type lectin S-receptor-like serine/threonine-protein kinase At1g61610. The transcript has 7 exons. The record is from RefSeq and is a predicted model, not a curated record. Bases 105 to 2636 code for a protein of 843 amino acids. Gene Ontology annotation, molecular function: ATP binding; protein serine/threonine kinase activity. Gene Ontology annotation, biological process: protein phosphorylation; recognition of pollen. Lineage: Eukaryota; Viridiplantae; Streptophyta; Magnoliopsida; Brassicales; Brassicaceae.
AAACUUACAAAAGAUUAAAAAAAUUCAACGACUACUAUUUUUGUGGUUUCCAUUAAUUUCCUUCUGGUAAUAUAGAGAUAUCUGACGAUCAAAUCUUGUCAAAAAUGGCAGAAUCUAACAGAGAUCUUACUCUGGUCACGACCCUUUUGAUUUUGUUUCAACUAUGCAGCAUCGUAUCUUGCACCUUAAUCACCAGAAACAACACGAUACGAGACGGAGACACACUGAUCAGCGAGGAAGGAGUUUUCGAGCUUGGAUUCUUCAGCCCUAAAAAUUCAACCUUAAGGUAUGUCGGAAUCUGGUACAAGAACAUAGAACCUCGAACAGUUGUCUGGGUAGCUAAUCGAGAAACACCUUUGUCUGAUCACAACGGAGCUCUUAAGAUUGCUGAUGACGGGAACUUGGUGGUCGUCACCUGUAAAAACAACACCGUUUGGUCCACAAACGUGCACCCCAAGUUGAACAAUACUGUUGCUAUUCUGUUGGAAACAGGGGAUCUGGUUUUGUCUUCAGAUUCAGACAGGGACACGAGAUACUGGGAGAGCUUUAACAAUCCAACUGAUACUUUCUUGCCGGGUAUGAGGGUUAGAGUGAAUCCUUCAGUGGGAGAGAAUCGUGCUUUUGUCCCGUGGAAGUCCGAAACUGAUCCUUCAUCAGGAAGAUAUUCAAUGGGGAUUGAUCCCUUUGGGGCAAUAGAGAUUGUGAUUUGGGAAGGGGAAACGAGGAAAUGGCGAAGCGGACCGUGGAACUCAGCUAUCUUUACUGGUGUACCAGAUAUGUUUCGUUUCACCAAUUAUAUUCAUGGGUUUAAGCUCUCUUCUCCUCCUGAUAGAGAUGGUAGCGUGUUCCUCACGUAUGUUCCACCAAAUAAGGACGACUUACUGAGGUUUCGGAUCAGAUUUGAUGGCAUUGUAGAGCAGUUGAGAUGGAAUAGGGAUGCCAGGAACUGGAAUUCACUUCAAGUGAAACCGAGCAAGGAAUGCGAGAAGUAUAACCGUUGCGGUAACUACAGCGUAUGUAAUGAUAGUAAAGACUUUGAUUCUGGUAAAUGUAGUUGCAUUUAUGGGUUUGAGCCGGCUUAUCGAAAUCAAUGGAACAAUGGAAAUUUCUCGGGUGGCUGCAAAAUUAGAGUUCCAUUGAACUGUAGCCAGAGUCUGUUUGCACAUAAAGUAGACGGCUUUAAGGUACUUAAGGGUAUGAAGGUGCCUGAUUUUGGAACAGUUGUUUCACUUAACAACUCAGAGACUUGUAAGGAUGUAUGCCUGAGGGAUUGCUCGUGUAAGGCUUAUGAGGAUGUAACAGGGAUCGGAUGCAUGAUUUGGACCCGAGAUUUGAUCGAUAUGGAGAAUUUUGAGUACGGUGGAAACUCCAUUAACAUCCGGCUAGCUGCAUCUGAAAUAGGAGGCAAGAAGAAAAAUUUGAUAUUUUGGAUCAUUAUUUUUAGUAUUAUAGGUGCAUUCAUGCUCGGGUUGUGCUGCGUAUGCAUUUUGAUCUUAUGGAAGUUCAAGAAAAGAGUUAAAGAUUUCUUGUGGAAGAAGGAAGAUUAUACAGUUUUGGAUAUCGGAGAGAAAAGAGAUUACUCAGUUAAGUCCUCAAGCUCGCUGAACCAACUUCUAGUGGGGGAUCAAGUUGAUACACCGGAUUUGCCAACUUUCAGUUUCAACAGCAUAGUUUCGGCAACAGGAGAUUUCUCUGAAGAAAACAAGCUUGGACAAGGUGGAUUUGGUACUGUAUAUAAGGGAAACUUUUCAGGAGGACGAGAGAUGGCAGUGAAGAGGCUAUCAGGCAAAUCUAAGCAAGGACUAGAGGAAUUCAAGAAUGAGAUCUUACUAAUCGCGAAACUCCAGCAUCGGAAUCUCGUUAGAUUACUAGGAUGCUGCAUUGAAAAUGACGAGAAAAUUCUUCUCUAUGAAUACAUGCCAAAUAAUAGCUUGGACCGUUUCCUUUUUGAUGAGGGUAAACGGAUAAAUUUAGAGUGGCGAAAACGAUGGGAUAUCAUUGGAGGAAUCGCAAGAGGAUUGCUUUACUUGCAUAGAGACUCGAGACUAAAAAUCAUUCACCGUGACCUAAAAUCUAGCAAUAUCUUGCUGGACAAGGAAAUGAAACCUAAGAUCUCAGAUUUCGGUAUGGCUAGGAUCUUCAACUACCGACAAGAUCAGGCAAAUACUAUCCGAGUUGUCGGCACAUAUGGUUAUAUGGCUCCAGAGUAUGCAAUGGAAGGGAUGUUCUCAGAGAAAUCUGAUGUGUAUAGCUUUGGAGUGUUGAUACUUGAGAUUGUAAGUGGAAGCAAGAACGUCAGCUUUCGAGGGUCUGAACAUAGAAGUCUUAUCGGUUAUGCGUGGAAUUUAUGGAGCCAAGGAAAGACCAAAGAACUAAUAGAUCCAACGGUGAAGGAGAUUCGAGACGUAAACGAAGCGAUACGAUGCAUCCAUGUGGGGAUGUUGUGUACACAAGACUCGGUGACUUACAGACCAAACAUGGGUUCAGUUUUGUUGAUGUUGGAGAGUCAAACCUGUCACCUUCCACGACCAAGACAGCCUACCUUUCACUCUUUCUUGAACUUCGGCGAGAUCAUGGAAGGUCAGGAUGUUGCCACGGUCAACGAGAUUACUUUGACCACUGUUGUUGGAAGAUGACUAAUUUGACUAUAAAUUGUUCUUCCCCUUGCUCUUUGAGUUUUCAUUUUUUUUCUCUGGAAGUCUUUAGUUUUCAACUUUUUGUCUAUAAUAUUUCGUCUUGAUAAACAUUUUAUAGUACGUAUAUACUUGAAUUUAAACGCUGCCAAGCAAAAAAAAAAUCAAAAUGGGAUUUGUACACUAGUUUUUAUUUUGGGUCAGCAUACGUCAGCUAGCUAGACUCUAUGCUUCACGCUUAC